UACUCUGGUGGUAGUCUUUCGGUGGGGGUCGGCCGCUAUGGCGAAGGUGCACAUUACGAACGUCAGCCUGCUGGACAACCCGGCGCAGUUCUUCUCGCCGUUCAAGUUCGAGAUCACCUUCGAGGCGAUCGAGGCGCUGCCCGAGGAUCUCGAGUGGAAGAUCAUUUAUGUGGGCUCGGCGGAGAGCGAGGAGCAUGACCAGGUGCUGGACACGGUGUUCGUGGGCCCGGUACCGGAGGGGCGGCACAUGUUCGUGUUCGACGCGCCGGCCCCGGACACCUCCAAGAUUCCGCUGCAGGACGCGCUGGGCGUGACCGUGGUUCUGCUGACCUGCAGCUACCGGCGCCAGGAGUUCGUCCGCGUCGGCUACUACGUCAACAACGACUACGCGGACCCUGAGCUGAAGGAGAGUCCACCGGAGCAGCCACAGUUCGACAAGAUGCAGCGCAACAUCCUGGCUUCCAGCCCCCGCGUCACGCGCUUCAAGAUUGAGUGGGGCGAAGUAGUCAAGCAGAAGCCGACCAUCGACCUGGCCGUGCACAACCAGAUGCCGCCGCGCUACGAGGACGAGGAGAACACGUUCGAUCUGUCAGCCAAGCUGCCAGCGCCCGUCUCGCCGACUAGCAAGGUCGAGCCCGUCGAGGACUUCAUGGACUUCUCGCUGUAACGGCGGCGCGAGAGUUUCGUUCGUGAUCGGAGAGGGACGCAGGCGGUCCACCGGUCUAUCGCCGCGUCCCGACCAAGCGACACCAGGUGUCGCGAAGAGGGGAGGUGGAGGCGACGGCGUGUCGUGCCACGCACGUGUAGCGCGGUAUUACGCAACGGAUGCCAUUGUCCUCAAAGUCUCAUCUUCCGCCCGCCAGGUUGGCUGGUCUUAUUGUUUGUGCUUGUGUCCUAAUAAAACUUGGCGUUUCGUAGC
This is a messenger RNA of Pollicipes pollicipes, 919 nucleotides long. It is a transcript of the gene asf1, whose product is annotated as histone chaperone asf1. Gene Ontology annotation, molecular function: histone binding. The transcript has 3 exons. Gene Ontology annotation, cellular component: chromatin; nucleus. The record is from RefSeq and is a predicted model, not a curated record. Gene Ontology annotation, biological process: DNA replication-dependent chromatin assembly. NCBI's taxonomy places the organism in Eukaryota, Metazoa, Arthropoda, Thecostraca, Pollicipedomorpha, Pollicipedidae. The coding region runs from base 38 to 667 and encodes 209 amino acids.